AUGGGAGUGGCAGAAGCAGCACAUAACGUCAGGGUGUUGGGGACGGGAGAGAAGACCAUAAUACUCGGCCAUGGCUUCGGCACCGACCAAUCGGUGUGGAAACACCUGGUUCCACAUCUGGUUGAUCAAUACCGGGUCGUUUUGUACGAUAACAUGGGUGCGGGUACAACCAACCCGGACUACUUCGAUUUCGAACGUUACGCAACCCUGGAAGGCUAUGCCUAUGAUUUGUUAGCCAUUUUGGAGGAGCUUCAGAUUGAUUCCUGCACUUAUGUCGGCCAUUCCCUGUCUUCCAUGACCGGUGCAAUUGCCUCCAUUUUUCGUCCUGAUCUAUUCGACAAGCUCAUCAUGAUCUCUGCUUCCCCACGGUUCAUCAAUACGGAUGAUUACUACGGAGGAUUUGAAAAGGAAGAUGUGGAACAAUUGUGCCGUGCGAUUGAGGAGAAUUACAAGUCGUGGGUCUCGGGAUUUGCGCCGCUGGUGGUGGGCGGCGACAUGGACUCGGUGGCGGUGCAAGAAUUCAGCAGGACUCUGUUUAACAUGAGGCCCGACAUCGCCCUCAGCGUUUUCCGCACCAUAUUUAAUUUCGAUCUCCGGGAUUUUCUCAACCGCGUCAGCGUGCCGUGCCAUAUUAUUCAGAGCACCAAAGACUUGGCCGUGCCGGUGGCGGUGUCCGAGUAUCUCCACCAGAAUCUCGGCGGCCCGUCGGUUGUGGAAGUCGUUUCGACGGAGGGUCACCUGCCGCAGCUGAGUGCGCCGGAUAUCACCGUCCCGGUCAUUAUGCGUCACAUUCAGUACGACAUAGCGAAUGAGUAA
This is a messenger RNA of Oldenlandia corymbosa var. corymbosa, 816 nucleotides long. The record is from the annotation of a GenBank genome assembly. NCBI's taxonomy places the organism in Eukaryota, Viridiplantae, Streptophyta, Magnoliopsida, Gentianales, Rubiaceae.